Cricetulus griseus (Chinese hamster) is the source of this 466-nucleotide messenger RNA. The record is from RefSeq and is a predicted model, not a curated record. Lineage: Eukaryota; Metazoa; Chordata; Mammalia; Rodentia; Cricetidae.
CAUGGACGCUGCCGAGGUGGAGUUUUUGGCCAAGAAGGAACUGGUGACCAUUAUUCCGAACUUCAGUCUGGACAAGAUCUACCUAAUUGGGGGAGACCUGGGGCCCUUCAACCUGGCUUACCCGUGGAAGUGCCCCUUUGGCUGGCCCAUUAACCUGAAACAGAGACAAAAGUGCUGCCUGCUACCUCCAGAGUGGAUGGAUGUGGAGAAAAUGGAACAGAUUCAAGAUCAAGAGCGGAAGGAGGAGACAUUCACCCCAGUGCCCAGCCCCCACUACAUGGAGAUCACUAAGCUCUUGCUGAACCAUGCUUCUGACAACAUUUCUAAGGCAGACACCAUCCGGACACUGAUCAAAGAUCUGUGGGACACACGCAUGGCCAAGCUCCGGGUGUCUGCUGACAACUUUGUGUGGCAGCAGGAGGCACAUGCCAAGCUUGAUAACUUGACUUGAUGGAGAUCAACACCA